Protopolystoma xenopodis is the source of this 390-nucleotide messenger RNA. The record is from the annotation of a GenBank genome assembly. NCBI's taxonomy places the organism in Eukaryota, Metazoa, Platyhelminthes, Monogenea, Polystomatidea, Polystomatidae.
AUGACUACACGGCGGCAUUCGUGCCGGACACAAACGGUCGUCUCACUGCAUGUCCGGCCCAUGUUGAGCAAACGGACAAAUGGGAUUUGUUCAUCCUUCGUCGUGUCCGCAUGCCUGUCGCGCUGGCAACCCCACGAAAGGGUUGUCCUCCUCUUUGAGGCGAGACGUUGCCGGGCGUCUGCAAUCUGUACGCGAAAUAAUCGUAUUUGUGGCCGUGAAUGUGAUGCCGCAUUGGAGACGAGACAAGCGCCGGUGGGUGUGCAAGAUGCUGUGAGAACUCGUGUGAACUCUCGACUCGCCAGCUUUCCUGGCUCGAGUUCACAGGCUCACACGAUUGUCUGCUUUGCCUUGUCUCGCCCCAUUCCACACGUCUUCGAGCCACUGACUUGA